AUGCCGCCCCCCAGUACCACGUAUGUCGACAGCAAGGGAGUCACUAUCGACCUUUCAAACGACCAGCGACUCAUCGACGCUGCCGGUAUCGAGAAGCAUAUUCACAAUAAUCUCAAUUCGAUCCGAGCCCGGAUCCUCUCGAAGUUGUUCAAGGGCACCGCGGAAGAGAAGGGCAUUAAUGUGUACCUGGCCGAAGGCGACAACCAGCUCCGCGAAGUCUAG
Molecule: messenger RNA, 222 nt
Organism: Trichosporon asahii var. asahii CBS 2479
Lineage: Eukaryota; Fungi; Basidiomycota; Tremellomycetes; Trichosporonales; Trichosporonaceae
Exons: 1
Coding region: 1-222 (73 amino acids)
Source: RefSeq, a predicted model, not a curated record